This is a messenger RNA of Eleginops maclovinus (Patagonian blennie), 6229 nucleotides long. RefSeq names its product potassium channel, voltage gated eag related subfamily H, member 7 (gene kcnh7a). Gene Ontology annotation, biological process: potassium ion transmembrane transport; membrane repolarization during action potential. Gene Ontology annotation, cellular component: plasma membrane. The transcript has 17 exons. Bases 526 to 4104 code for a protein of 1192 amino acids. Gene Ontology annotation, molecular function: inward rectifier potassium channel activity. Lineage: Eukaryota; Metazoa; Chordata; Actinopteri; Perciformes; Eleginopidae. The record is from RefSeq and is a predicted model, not a curated record.
AAACACUCAAGGUCUUAGGUAAACAAUAAUGAGUGUCUAAAGUACUACUGCGAUACUCAUCGUCGUGUUUUUAGGCUUUUUGUUCACGCUGCUUCUUUGCGUCAUACAAUGUCGGUGUUGCUCUCCGGUGUGUCAGCCUCAGCCAUUGGCUUCAGAGACCUCCCUCCGUAACAACACACACAGACGCACAACGCGCACAGUGCUUUCGAGGAGCGAACGGUGAGAUGUUGGUGAAACUGCGGUUUACCGACUCCUUUCUUUCCAGCUUCACAUCGGCGAGGAGCGCAGGGAAGCCUCUGCGAUGCGCUCAACCGGGCACGCAUCGGAGUUGAAAUAAGGGAAACACGGGGGGUCUUGAACAGAAAGAGAGAGGGGGCGAUAUUCUUGCGAGGAUGACUGACUGGUGACAAAGAAAACGGGGAGCCCCUCUGGCUUCGGUUGUCAGCCGCUAGAACUUGACGGAAGGCGUUUUUGGGGACCUGCUUGGAAGAUUUUUACAUCAUCUUAUUUUUUGGAGGGGGAACCAUGCCUGUCAGGAGGGGUCAUGUUGCGCCACAAAACACGUUUUUAGGAGUAAUAAUUCGGAAAUUCGAAGGACAAAAUAAGAAAUUCAUCAUAGCCAAUGCCCGGGUGCAGAACUGUGCUGUCAUCUACUGUAAUGACGGCUUCUGCGAGAUGACCGGCUUCUCCAGGGCGGACGUCAUGCAGAAGCCGUGCACUUGUGACUUCCUGCACGGACAGUUCACCACCCGGCACUCGCAGGCUCAGGUGGCCCAGGCGCUGCUGGGAUCGGAGGAGCGUAAGGUAGAGAUCACCUACCACCGCAAGGAUGGUUCUAACUUCCUGUGCGCCACACAUAUCAUCCCCGUGAAGAACGAGGAAGGCGUGGUCAUGAUGUUCAUCCUGAACUUUGACUACGUCCUGGAGGAGGGCAGCAGCGACUCUCUGGAGAAACUCAACCACACCCCGCCAUCCAAAGCUGACCACCGGAAGGGGAGAUUCUUUCGCUUCCGUUUCCCGGGCUUACCUCUCCUUGGCAUCAACAAGCAGUCCCUGCCCCAGGAAGACCCCGACGCCGUCAUGGUGGACUCCCCUCGCCACAGCGACGGCUCGGUGGCCACGCGCGACUACCAGCUUCCCACCACCCGCGAGAGCUGCAGCCCCUCCUACGCCAACGACACCCGCGCCCUCAUCGGUCCCAGCCAUUGCUCCACUCCUGUGUCCGGGCCUUUGGACCACUCGUCGCCCAAGGGCCCCUGGGACCGGACGUACCCCGACUGCUCCAAAACGCCGACCCAACACCAGAUCAAGGAGGACACGCUUGUUGCCGCUCCUUCAAUCCCAACCGCUUCCAGGGAGAGUAUGUGCAGUAUUCGCAGAGCGUCUUCCGUACAUGACAUGGAGGGCUUCGGGUCCAACUCCAAAAUGGCGUUCAGGGACAGACACGCCAGUGAAGGGCCGCUCAGCCAGAUCAAAUCCAGCCUGCUGGGCUCCACCUCCGACUCCAACCUCAACAGGUACAGCACCAUCAACAAGAUCCCCCUCAUCACGCUCAACUUCUCGGAGGCCAACAACGAGAAGAAGUGCCCCUCCCCUCCGUCCUCAGAGAAAACCAUCAUCGCCCCGAAGGUCUUUGACCGCACACACAAUGUCACCGACAAGGUCACGCAGGUUCUGUCUCUGGGCGCAGACGUGCUGCCUGAGUAUAAGCUCCAAACCCCGCGAAUGGACAAGUGGACCAUCCUGCACUACAGCCCCUUCAAAGCGGUGUGGGACUGGCUCAUCCUGCUGUUGGUCAUCUACACGGCCAUCUUCACACCGUACUCUGCGGCUUUCCUCCUCAACGACAUCGAGGAGCAGAGGAGGCGGGAGUGCGGCUACUCCUGCUCCCCCCUCAACGUGGUGGAUCUGAUCGUGGACAUCAUGUUCAUCGUGGACAUCCUCAUAAACUUCAGGACCACGUACGUCAACGCCAAUGAGGAGGUGGUCAGCCACCCGGCCAAGAUCGCCAUCCACUACUUCAAAGGAUGGUUCCUCAUAGACAUGGUGGCCGCCAUCCCGUUCGACCUGCUCAUCUUCGGCUCAGGAUCAGACGAGACCACCACUCUGAUCGGCCUGCUGAAGACGGCCCGUCUCCUGCGGCUGGUGCGAGUGGCGCGUAAGCUGGACCGGUACUCAGAGUACGGAGCCGCUGUGCUCAUGCUGCUCAUGUGCAUCUUUGCCCUCAUCGCCCAUUGGCUGGCAUGCAUCUGGUACGCCAUUGGAAACGUGGAGAAGCCUUACCUGGAGCACAAGAUCGGCUGGCUGGACAACCUGGGGGUGUCGAUAGGAAAGAAGUACAACUACAGUGACCCCAGCUCGGGCCCCUCCAUCAAAGACAAGUACGUCACCGCUCUCUACUUCACCUUCAGCAGUCUGACCAGCGUGGGCUUUGGGAACGUCUCCCCCAACACCAACUCUGAGAAGAUCUUUUCCAUCUGCGUCAUGCUCAUCGGAUCUCUAAUGUACGCCAGCAUCUUUGGGAACGUGUCCGCCAUCAUCCAGAGGUUGUACUCAGGUACGGCCAGGUAUCACCUCCAGAUGCUACGCGUCAAAGAAUUCAUCCGCUUCCACCAGAUCCCAAACCCCCUGAGGCAGAGGCUGGAAGAGUACUUCCAACACGCCUGGUCGUACACCAACGGCAUCGACAUGAACAUGGUCCUGAAGGGUUUCCCAGAGUGCCUGCAGGCCGAUAUCUGCCUCCACCUCAACAAGAACCUCCUGGAGGGCUGUAAGGCGUUUAACGGAGCCACCAAGGGCUGCCUCCGGGCACUGGCCAUGAGGUUCAAGACCACCCACGCCCCCCCUGGAGACACCCUCGUCCACAGCGGAGAUGUGCUAACUGCGCUCUACUUUGUGUCCCGCGGCUCCAUCGAAAUCCUCAAAGACGACGUCGUGGUGGCCAUCCUAGGUAAGAACGACAUUUUUGGCGAGAUGAUCCACCUGUUCUCCAAGUCGGGGAAAUCCUGCGCAGACGUGCGGGCGCUGAGUUACUGCGACCUCCACACCAUCCAGAGGGACGAGAUCCUGGAGGUGCUCGACAUGUAUCCGGAGUUCGCCGACCAAUUCCUCAAAAACUUGGAGCUGACCUUUGACCUCCGUGAUGAAAAGGUGACGUGCCUCCAAGCAGCUGACUCUAAUGUGGAGGACAACGAGUGUCGGAGACGAGUGUCCUACAAGAGGAAAAGCUCCACAGGCUCCCACAACAAGGAGCCAGCCGCCAGCUACUGCAACGCCAAGCAAGGGAGGCAGAUCUACGCCCCCCCAGCAGCCGAGGAGAGGAGAGAGUCCGCCGAGGAGGGAGAGGACGAGGAGGACGAAGAAGGGAGAGAGGAGGAGGAGGAGCAGAGGCCCUUGUGUUCGGGUGUACUGGGCUACCCGGUGGUUAGGGACCACACCGCGGCUCUCGGGCUGAGCGCAGAAGCACAGGCUGCAGACAACACGCAGACCCAGGCGUAUAAAGAGGUCCACACAGAGGAGUGGGUGCGUCAGCGUCCCGUAGAGGAGACAGCCCAGUGUCGGGAGACGGCAGCGGGGGAGGAGGACAGCGACACAGACCUCACCUACGGGGAGGUGGAGCAACGGCUGGACCUGCUGCAGCAGCACCUCAACAGACUGGAGUCCCAGAUGACCUCGGACAUCCAGGCCAUCCUGCACCUCCUCCAGAGGCAGACCACGUCCGGGCCCCCCGCCUACAGCACCGUCACCUCCAGCCCCGAGUACCAGAGGCCGGCCAUCAGGGUGCAGCCGGUGUCUGCCCUGCAGGCGGAGUUCAGCCUGGAUCCUGCUCCGCUCCGGCCACAGAGCCCAGAAAAGACCCCGAACAAAUCCAAAGACGGCUCCCCGGUGCUCCUGCGCACAGACGCUCUUCCAGAGGGGGACUUGGCUGAGCUGCUGGAGACUGACAGGGACUCGGAGCAGAGACACACACAGGACAGCUCUAUAGAGCACCCCCCGCACCACCAGAGGCUGCCGUCAGGCCGACAAGCCUCCCUGCCUGAGGUCGGCUCAGCACCAAUAGGGCUGCAGCGGCCUGCGUCUGACCCGGGGCUCCCAGGAAACUAGCCCCCCCCUGCACCUCAGCGUCUCCUCUCAAGCUUGUCUCAGGGUCUAAGAAAGAGACUGUAUAUGCAAAGGAAACUGUAGACUUUCUUCCAUUACUUUGACGGAAACUCUCCCCAGCCCCUCUCUGAUUUAAAUGUAUAAAGACAAUUUAUACAGAGGUAUUUAUACACUAUAUUAUUACCACGUGUAAAGUCAUCCUCCAGCGUGUACAUACUUUAUAGAACACUGCCAGCAACACGAGGCACCUGACGUGCUUUUUCUAAAAGAGAUAUGCAUGUUUUACUUUCUGCCGGUUCCUUUUAUUCCUGUGGCAUGUUCCUCACUCUGACUCUCCAGGAAUCACGCUCACAGACCACUGUAGCUGUCACCUCUCAUUUUCUAACGCUCCUCCCUCUCCACAGGGAGUCGGCUACAUGAAAAUCUUCCCAAGGCGUUUUCCACAAGCUCUGAUCUUUUUUCAGCAGCUCCAAAAAGUCCGCGCAGAGAUCUGUCGCUGUGUUUAGCAUGCCUGAUAUCUCCACAACGGAUAAACACUAGUUAUUCAGCUGAAAACACACAACGUGUGUGAGGCUGCGCAGACAUCCCAUAGCACAACCAGACUUGUGUCAGUCUUUGAGAGCAAUAAUGAUCUUCUAUCUCUUGAGAUGAAUCCGCUCUGGAGAUCAUUUUAUACGUGAACAAAGUAAAGAGCAUCUUUCAGCAGCAGUUAUGCGAGUUCAUUUGCUGAACUAUUAGAUUUAAAAACCCAUAUUUAACAUAUAACCACCUGAAUCCUAUCAAUAUAACACACGCAUGGCUGUGGGGGAUUUGCAGUUCACUCUAAACUUGUAAGGGUCAGCAGUCUAAGUGUUUUUUUACAUGACUAUUAGGGCCUUUGUAGCGUUACAGGUAAUACGCUGGAGGACAGGGUCAUGUAGUUGCUUUGUUUUUUUCGGUGAAGUUGGGACCACUUAAAACCCAGAGAAUAUCCACAUUUUUUAAUUGGAAAUAAGCUCAUUUAAUCUAAAUGUUUGACCUAAAGGUGCCCUAACACUCCGUCAUUUCUCCUUCAUUCCGUACCAGAAAGAGCACCGUUGCUUUGUAGUUGCUUGACAUAAUGUCCCUUAGCAGCAUAUGCUAACCUUUGACUGCCUGACAGGAAGUGACAUCUUGAAUCUUCGUCACACCCUGAGUGAACUCUGACGAUCCCACGUGAUAGUUCAGUUGCAUGCUUUAGGUCUUCCAUUGUCUUCUUAAAAAGUACAAUUUCGUAGGAAAAAACAGCGAAUAGUUUUCCAUGUUUUGGGGCCGAGGACGCCUUCACUAGCCUUAGCUUUAUAAGCCUGCUCUAGCCUUUACACACGACGUCGACCCCGCUCCUCCCGCGUCACAUGUAAAUGAACUGAACCACUUUAGGGUGCAUGAGAGAAUGAAUUAGUCAUUUCCUAACUACACAAAGUCCCUCUCGCUCGUGUAUUGCAUGGAGACUGCACUCAGCUAUAAGAAGGUCUCAAUCUCUUUAUGACAUUUGGAAGGAGAUUUAGAAAUAACGCUUCGGCCUAUUUUUCUAAAACAAACUUUAAUUUGCUAUUAUUUUUCUAUGACCUUAUUGUUUUUACCCCCCUGGUUGAUGGGAAUGCUUUGGAAUGCAGAUGGGAAGAAGAUGAAUGCAAUGUACAGCCUCUCAAUGUAGCAACACUCCAGUGACGGGCUUUAGGCUGCAUGAAACAGUUGUCAUUUAAUAUUGCACAUCAUAUCGUUUCUACUUAUUGAACCCAAGUCUUUACUUUGUUUAAACCCGGGGAAAUAUUAUUUAAGAAAAGGGAAACCGUACAGAUGUUUCCAGCAGGUGGUUCUCCCGUCUUUCCUUCUCGAGCACAGAUGUAGAACAAAAGUUGCUAAAGCCUAUAAACUCCACGCGUCCUGAAGACUUUUUCAUGGGAUUUGCAAACUUUUGCACAGAUUAGAAACCUUGCUGUACUGGAUGAUAAGUCCCUUUUUAAAAGGUAGUGCUGUUCACAAUUGUUUUUAUGCAUUUUUUUAAAUGUUUGCCACUGUAUUUUAUACAAUACAACACUUAACAGCUCAUUUGAAUGUUUCUGUUCUUAACUAUAUUUAAAUAAAUGAAAUAUAUCGUGUAAAUAGA